Drosophila ananassae is the source of this 3033-nucleotide messenger RNA. RefSeq names its product eukaryotic translation initiation factor 4H (gene eIF4H1). Bases 114 to 1223 code for a protein of 369 amino acids. The transcript has 5 exons. Gene Ontology annotation, molecular function: RNA binding. The record is from RefSeq and is a predicted model, not a curated record. Lineage: Eukaryota; Metazoa; Arthropoda; Insecta; Diptera; Drosophilidae.
GCUCGUUCGGAUGGUUUGGCAUUUCGGUGUGGACACACUGGUUGGCCGCGGCGAAAACCGUCGGCCAGUCAGUCUGCGGAUUGCAGCGAAUUCGCUCAUUUGAAAAAAAAAACAUGGCUGGAAGAGGUGGUUAUGAACACGCUAGGAGCGGAUUCGGUGGUGAGCGGCACAUGAAGCAGCUGCCCACGGAACCGCCCUUCAUCGCAUUCGUCGGCAACCUGCCGCAGGGCCUGGUGCAAGGCGAUGUCAUCAAAAUAUUCCAGGACUUUGAGGUGAAGAAUGUGCGGCUGGUGAAGGAUCGGGAAACGGAUCAGUUCAAGGGCUUCUGUUACGUGGAGUUCGAGACGCUGGACAAUCUGGAGCGGGCGCUGGAGUGCGAUGGCCGGAUCAAGUUGGAUGAUCUCUCGGCACCGCUUCGCAUCGAUAUAGCCGAUCGUCGGAAAAAUGAUCGCCCUGGUGGCGGCAUUGGCGGCGGUAAUGGCGGCGGUAUGGGUCGCGAUGGCGGCCGAGAUGGAUUCCAGAAACGCGGACCGCCUCGCCAGGGCGGAGCAACGCAGUCUUAUAGCCGUAGCGGGCCUGGAGGCGGCGGCGGCGGCGGCAGCAGCGGGGGCGGUCGCGAAGGCGGCGGCGGUUCGGGUAAUCGCGGCGAUAGUAGAGGUUCGUACAAUGAUAGUUAUGGUGGUCACAAUGAUAGAAGUCGCGGCGGCGGCGGCGGCAGCGGCGGCCCAGGCACUGGCGGCGGUGGCAUGAAUAGAGGAUACAAUGAUCGGCCGGCGAAUCGAGGUCGGUAUGGAAACUUCAACAACGACGAUCGGUUCGAACGGAACCAGGAUCGCGGCGAUCGCGGCCAGCGGGAGGGCAGCUAUGGCAAUCAGUCGCGCGACGGUGAUCGCUACAACAACUUCAGCCGGCAUCGCGACCGUGAGCGCACCCACUACAAUCCCAACCAGCAGAGCGAACGUCCCAGCGGUGGUAUCGGCGGCGGUGGUGCCGGCGGCAUCGGCGGUGGUGGUGGUGGCGGAGCCGGUGGUGGUGGUUCCUCCAUGGGUGCCAUUGAUGACACGGAACGGCCGCGCCUGCAGCUGAAGCCGAGAACCAUUGCUGCGCCCAUCAAUGCGGUGGCCGAGACGAAGCAGUCGGCCUCCAUUUUCGGGAACGCCAAGCCCCGCGAGGAGAAGUUGAAGGAGCUGCAGCAGAACGUCAAUCACAAUGGCGAUAACUAGGUAGUGGAAGGAGGAGUCCGCAAUAUUAAUAUGCCUGAUAUGAUAUUUUGGUCUUUGGAGUUAGAAAGAGUGAGGAGAGUUAAAAGAGAAAGAGAAAGAGAAAGAGAAGGAGAAGUAGAGGAGCAGAGGAUGAAGGAUAAACAGAUGGAAGCAUCAGGAGCAUGCAUAUAUAAACACAUACAUUAAUUAAUAACACUACGCUACAUACAUAUUAUAUACGACAGAGACAUGUAAUACAAGAAACAAGAACAACAGGCUGGCCUGCGCUGCGCCUCAGUGUCUUCUCAGUGUCCAGUGUCCAGUGUCCAGUCAGCAGCGAGUCAAGUAAAGUAAUAUAAUACCACUUAACAGAAGCAGCAGCCAAGCAACCAAGCAACCAAGCAACCAUGCAACCAAGCAACAUGCAACAUGCAACAAAACCCCUUUCUUAUUCUAUGCAGCAACAACAUCGACAACAUGGAAAAGUCUAUAAAUGUUAGUCUCUAAGCAUCGAUAAACCUUUAGUCUCUUGAACAUGGCCCAAGUAUAUAUGACUAUAUAUAUAUAUAUGCAUAUAUAUUUAUAUCGGAAAUGCAUUAAUAUCUUAUAUGCAUGUAGAGGAGAUGCCUAUGUACUGAGAACCGUGAGCAUAGCAGCUCUAUUGCACGCUGCUAUUUGUUAAUUAAGUAAUUGCAUAUAUAAACAAAAACAAAAACAAAAAACAAAAAGUUUUACCAUUAAGGCAUACAUAGUAAACAAAGAAAACAAGUAAAAAAAAAAAAAUCUAGAAAACAAAACAAAAAAAAAAAACUACAAAAAAAGAAAAACUCGAAAAACAAAGCAAAAAUCGAAAACUUAAAAAAACCCUUUUUUGACAAAACGUUCAGCGUAGCAGGCAGGCAAUUUAUACAGUUUAUUAUAUAUACUUAUAUAUAUAUUUAUAUAUAUAUAAACAUAUAUAUAUGUAGAUGAAGAAUCCAAUAACGAAACUAUUACACUGAAAGAAACAGAAACAGAAACAGAAACAAACAACAACAAAGGCAAGCAAAACACCAACUACGUACGUAAAAUAGAGAGAGUCAAGUAAAGCCAAUGGAGAAGUCGAAAAAAAUCGUUGAAUUAAUGAUUAUAUAAUGAGAGAGAGAGAGAGAGGAAGCAGCAGCAGCAGCAGUAAUUACAAUAAUUCAUCAAGAAGCCACUUUAUAUAUAUAUAUAUAUCCGACUAUAUAGAGAUAUAUAGGGAGAUCCAAGUCCAAGUCGCAAAAUCCAACCUUAAUUUUCAAACUAUUCCGCUAUCCUUUUUAAAUAUUUUGUUACUAUAUCCUAUAUAUAUCCUUCGAGAAAACGCCAGCCAGCACCAAAGCACCCGUCAACCAAUCCUAUACACUGCACCGAAAUCUGAAUUCUUUUGUAGAUAACCACAAAAACAAAAACAAAAAAAAAAAACAAAACCCCAACAAACCUUUGUAUAAGACGCUAAAAGUUAUGGACAAAAAAAUAAUAACAAAACAAAUAUAAAAAAGAAAAAAAACAAAAAAAAAUACACAUAAAAAAAAAUGUAUAAAUUAUAAUUGUUGUUGUUUCGUUUGUUUCGAUUUUUCUUUGCAUCCCACACAGAAUUGUACGUAGGCGAGAAUCGCUUUUCUUUCCUUUUCCUUAAAGAAUAAUAGUAAUUUUUAUUUUUUUUUUAUUACCAUUUUAUUUCCUCAACGAUGAUGAUUUUUUAUGAUUUAAUUUUAUUUUUUUUUUGUAUCUUGAUAGAAUGCUUGAGAGAAUACGCGAGAAACUUGUAAAUUAAUUUUGAAAAUAAAGCGAAAAAACCUUUACUGAG